Messenger RNA from Phytophthora sojae, 1608 nucleotides. RefSeq lists its product as hypothetical. The coding region runs from base 1 to 1608 and encodes 535 amino acids. The record is from RefSeq and is a predicted model, not a curated record. Gene Ontology annotation, molecular function: CoA-ligase activity. NCBI's taxonomy places the organism in Eukaryota, Oomycota, Peronosporomycetes, Peronosporales, Peronosporaceae. The transcript has 4 exons.
AUGACCAUCAUCUUCAAGUCGCCGUACCCAGACGUCCACAUCGCGGAGGACGCAGCCAUCUGGAACAAGCUGGAGGAGCACGCGCUCGAGAAUGGCGACAAGGCAGCGUUUGUCUGCGGGAUGUCAGAGAGAUCGCUGAGCUUCGCGGAAGUGUUCAAGAUGGCUCAAUUCCUCGUGGCCGGUCUGCUGGCAAGCGGCAUCAAGAAAGGAGACGUCGUGAUCUUGCACUCCUUCAACUGUCUGGAGUACCCCGUGGUGUUCCUCGCACUCAAUCGCUUGGGUGCAGUCUGCUCGCCGUCCUCUCCGCUCUUUAACAGCGACGAACUCGCAGACCAAAUCCGAUCCGCCAAGGCAUCCGCGGUGAUCUCGCACGUCGCGUUCGCAGAGGUGGCAGUCCAAGCUGCAACACUCACUAGCGUCUCACUCAAGCGCGUGUUCACCCUUGGCCAUCCUAAAGGUACCUCUGGUCUGCAAACCAUCGAAGCGCUGAUGGCUCUGACGCUGCCCCUCCCACCUUUACCCGCCAUCAACCCGGGCGACGUCGUGUUGCUGCCGUUCUCAAGCGGAACAACCGGUCGUCCUAAGGGUGUCGAGCUCACAGCUCGUGCGAUGUACGCCUGUGGCGCUCGAGUGGCUGCUCUGGAGCGAGACACCGACUACAUGCUCGCAGUGCUGCCGUUCUUCCACGUCGCCGCGAUCAUGAUCUUCCACGUGACGAUCUUCAAGAAGAUGACGACGAUCGUGCUGCCUCGAUUCGAGCCCGGGAGCUUCCUACGCACCAUCGAGAAGUACCAACUCGACACGGUCAACGUCGUGCCCCCGAUCAUCCAGUUCCUGGCGAAACACCCGCUCGUGGACAAGUACGAUCUCUCGGCCAUCAACCGCUUGGGUUCGGGCGCUGCACCGCUGGGUGACGAGCUUGUCGACGCCAUCCACAGUCGAUUCGGCGUCCCAGUGCUGCAGAGCUACGGCAUGACGGAGCUCGCUGGCACCGCCACCCAUUCGUCCGAGACGGUCUUUCGCAACGGUGCGUCGGGGAAACUUCUCCCCAACACGGAACUGCGCGUGAGAUGCCUUGAUACUGGAGUUGAUCUGGGUGCAAACCAACGUGGCGAGCUGCUGAUCCGGUCGCCGGGCGUCAUGAAGAGAUACCCGGACGCUACUCGCGAGAUCUUCACUCAAGAUGGCUUCAUCUGCACUGGGGAUGUUGGCUACAUUGACCAAGAUGGCUACAUCUUCAUCGUCGACCGCAUCAAGGAGCUGAUCAAGUACAAGGGCCACCAAGUUGCCCCCGCAGAGAUCGAGGAUGUGGUCAACUCGCACCCUCAGGUCGCGGACUCGUGCUGCAUCCGCGGACUCGACUUGGCUACGGGUGACGAGAUCCCCAAAGCAUUCGUGGUGCUAAAGUUCAAUGGGGACGAACCGUUGACGGCGGAGGCGUUGAUGGAGUACGUGGCGUCGAAGGUGGCGGGCUACAAACGCGUGCGCGAAGUCGAGUUCAUCGACGCCAUCCCCAAGAGCUUGUCCGGUAAAAUCCUCCGCCGCCAGCUGCAGCUCCAACAGGACGAGAAGAUUGAGGCUGCUCGGUCGCUUCGGAGCCGCCUGUGA